GCAAUAUGAAGUCAUGAGGAUGUCUCAUAAUAUGUGAAGACACCCAGAAGAACCCUGAUGUGAAGCGCAUAAGUGUGUGUUAAUGGGGUUUCUAGCCAUCUGGGAGUCAUGGUGAUCUUGAGAGAAGGGGUCUGCCCUGGAAUAAACGAGGAAUUCAUUAAGGCUUUACAGUCAGAGGAUAUCAAAACAGUUGAAGACUUUGUCUCAUGUAACCCAGAAGAACUUGCACGAAAGUGUUCAUUGUCUUAUGCUCUAGUAGCUGUUCGGCGUGUGCUGUUGGCUCAAUACACAGCUUUUCCCGUCUCUGGAGCAGAUCUCUAUGAGGAACUCUUGAGCUCCACAGCAAUUUUGUCCACUGGCAAUCCCAGUUUGGAUAAGCUGUUAGAUUCUGGGCUCUACACGGGGGAGAUAACUGAGCUGACAGGAAGUCCAGGGAGUGGGAAAACACAGGUGUGUUUUAGUGUUGCAGUUAAUAUAUCCCACCAGCUGAAGCAGACUGUGUUUUACAUUGACACAAAGAGUGGUAUGUGUGCGAACCGACUGCUUCAGAUGCUACAAACCAAGACCCCUAAUAUGGAGGAGCAGAUGGAGGCACUUCAAAAAAUCAAGGUGUUCCGAGUAUUUGAUGUCUUCUCUUUGCUCGCAUGUCUUCAAAAUCUGAGAUCAAAUGGCCUUCAGAGGGCGUCUGUCGGAGGUGGUUCAGUCAAAGCGCUGAUGGUGGAUUCAGUCUCUGCUGUGCUCUCAUCCAUGCUCGGAGGGAAACAGAAUGAGGGUAUGUCCUUGCUGAUGCAAGUUGCUGGGGAGCUGAAGAUGAUCGCCAAAGACUUCAACAUUGCUGUACUGGUGACAAACCAUGUGACCAAAGAUGGGAAUGGGCAUUUGAAGGCUGGACUGGGACAGUCAUGGAGUCAUGUGUCGCGCACACGUGUGCUCCUGCGGAGAGUGGAGGACGCAGGGACUUCAUCCUUACGAACCGCAACUCUGACCAAAUCAUCACGACAGGCUUGUCAUCUGGUAGAGGAGUUUGAUCUUUGUCACUGGUCUGAAGAGAGGAGAACCUCCAUUUCAGGCAAGAGGAAACUAGAGGAAAGAAGUAAACCUUGACAAAAAUAUAUAGGAGGUCUAUUUAGAGUCGGUGUAAAUAUGUAUAAUAUUUCUUCAAACGGUUUCUGUUGUGGUCUUUGACCGGUGAUAAGACAUUUUCUUUCUUUGAAUGAAUGUUUUUGUAUAUGUACCGUUUAAUCAA
Messenger RNA from Sinocyclocheilus grahami, 1246 nucleotides. Its product is annotated as DNA repair protein RAD51 homolog 4-like. The record is from RefSeq and is a predicted model, not a curated record. Gene Ontology annotation, biological process: telomere maintenance; double-strand break repair via homologous recombination; reciprocal meiotic recombination. Gene Ontology annotation, molecular function: four-way junction DNA binding; ATP binding; ATP-dependent DNA damage sensor activity. Lineage: Eukaryota; Metazoa; Chordata; Actinopteri; Cypriniformes; Cyprinidae. The coding region runs from base 109 to 1104 and encodes 331 amino acids. The transcript is spliced from 11 exons. Gene Ontology annotation, cellular component: Rad51B-Rad51C-Rad51D-XRCC2 complex; microtubule organizing center; replication fork.